This is a messenger RNA of Fraxinus pennsylvanica, 1470 nucleotides long. The record is from the annotation of a GenBank genome assembly. NCBI's taxonomy places the organism in Eukaryota, Viridiplantae, Streptophyta, Magnoliopsida, Lamiales, Oleaceae.
AUGCGAGAACGUCAGCGGGACACCAUUUUCAUGUACAAGCGUGCAUCCUCGAAAGAAUAUCCCAAUUUCUUUGAUAAAGAACAAAAUUUAGGCCGUUCGCCAAAUGGUUUGUUGAAAGAUAUUGGGAACCCUUCUUGGAAGCGCCCUUUACCGCAUAUUCUGGUUGCAACUCUUUCGUCAUUGUUAUUUGGCUAUCACCUUGGAGUGGUUAAUGAAACUUUAGAAAGCAUUUCUCUGGACCUUGGCUUCAGUGGAAGUACCCUUGCUGAAGGUUUGGUGGUGAGUACAUGUCUAGGGGGUGCUUUUCUUGGAUCUGUAUUUAGUGGUUGGAUAGCAGAUGGGCUUGGUCGUAGAAGGGCAUUCCAGUUAUGUGCUUUACCAAUGAUUAUUGGUGCUUCGUUGAGUGCCUCAACAAGUACUCUUGGUGGUAUGCUUCUUGGGAGAUUGUUCGUUGGGACUGGGAUGGGUCUUGGUCCUCCUGUUGCAGCUCUCUAUGUGGCAGAGGUGUCACCAGCUUUUAUAAGAGGCACUUAUGGAAGCUUCACUCAGAUUGCAACGUGUCUUGGAAUUAUUGGGGCCCUCUUCAUAGGAAUUCCAGCCAAAGAUGUUCCGAGUUGGUGGAGAGUUUGCUUUUGGGUAUCUGUCAUCCCUGCUUCCUUAUUAGCUAUUUUAAUAGAGUUUUCCGCAGAGUCUCCGCAUUGGCUUUUCAAGAGAGGAAGAAUUGCUGAAACUGAAGAAGCACUAGAGAAACUUUGGGGAACAUCACACGUUAAAUCUGCAGUGGCAGAACUGUCAAAAUCAGACAGAGGGGAUGAAUUGGAUACGGUUAAAUUUUCAGAGCUAUUCUAUGGCCGUCAUGUUAGAGUGGUAUUCAUUGGGUCUGCCCUGUUUUCUUUGCAACAAUUAUCUGGUAUAAAUGCUGUAUUCUAUUUCUCAUCGACUGUCUUUAAAAAUGCUGGAGUUCCUUCAGAUAUUGGAAACAUGUGUGUCGGAAUAGUAAAUUUAUCAGGAUCGGUUAUUGCAAUGAUUUUAAUGGAUAAAUUGGGAAGGAAAAUGCUUCUUCUUUGGAGUUUUUUUGGCAUGGCAAUUGCUAUGGGUUUACAAGGUAUUGCAGCAAGUACCUUUUUAUCAAGCUCUUGGAGAGUAUACCUAUCUAUUGGUGGCAUGCUGCUCUCUGUCACGACUUUUGCUCUGGGUGCUGGACCUAUCCCUGGUCUCCUUCUCUCCGAGAUAUUUCCAAGCAGAAUUAGGGCAAAGGCAAUGGCUGUUUGCAUGGCUGUUCAUUGGGUGAUUAAUUUCUUCGUUGGACUAUUUUUUUUGCAACUGCUGGAGCUACUUGGGGCGCAAAUUCUGUACACAAUCUUUGCUGCGUUUUGCUUGAUGGCAGUGGUCUUUGUGAAGAAGAAUGUGGUGGAAACAAAAGGGAAGACAUUACAAGAAAUUGAAAUUGCACUUCUUACAUCUGAUUAG